AAAUACAAACCUGCUGACAGAUGCAUGAAGCCUGUCUCAACAACAACACCCGAAAGUGUAAAAAUACAGAGAUGCUUUCCCUCCGACCCUCUUGCUAUGCUUCCCCCACUCCCUGAUACCCCACUGACCUUUAUCCCCAGAAAACUACUCACUCUGGAACAAUUCAAAGAACUGAACAUCAACAAAUACGGAUUCCUUUGGCCUGAAGAAGAAAAACUUGUGGCAUGGGUUCUUCAUACCCAUGAAAAAGUGUUCACUUGGAACAAGCAAGAGAUGGGAUUAUUUUGCAGUGAUUACUUUGACCCAGUCCGAAUUCCAAUGAUUGAACAUAUACCCUGGCAACAGAAGAAUAUUCCGGUGCCCCCUGCUUUGUUACCAAAGGUCCUGAAAGCAUUGCAGGACAAACUAAAUGCGGGGAUCUAUGAGCCCUCUCAGACCUCCUACUGA
Dacryopinax primogenitus is the source of this 447-nucleotide messenger RNA. RefSeq lists its product as uncharacterized. The annotation marks the transcript as partial. The record is from RefSeq and is a predicted model, not a curated record. The transcript has a single exon. NCBI's taxonomy places the organism in Eukaryota, Fungi, Basidiomycota, Dacrymycetes, Dacrymycetales, Dacrymycetaceae.